Molecule: messenger RNA, 2887 nt
Organism: Anas platyrhynchos (mallard)
Lineage: Eukaryota; Metazoa; Chordata; Aves; Anseriformes; Anatidae
Source: RefSeq, a predicted model, not a curated record
GUGACAGAGGAGCACCAACAGCUAAAUAUGCAGGGCACCUACAUGAGCUCAAGCCACAGAUAAGUGAAUAUUUGCGGCUUCAGGAUAACAACUGGGUAAUGGGUUCCUAGAGCUGGCACCAUGUGGCCUGGCUCCAGACAGAACAAAUCCUUUGCAGACCCCCAGGGCUCCAAGCAGUGUCACACCUGUGGCAAGGCAGCUGCCACCUCCCUGGGGCAGUACCAAUGGCAAAGCUGCACAGCUGUGCCAAAUUUCUCCCUGUCCCCAUGCUAACUUUGUGUUUUUCUUGAAAACUAAUGAUUCCCGUUUUUUUUAUAAACAUUGAUCUUUGAUUAUUUCAACCUGUUUCUCCCAUGACCCAGAGUAUUGCCAUUAGUAGGUUUCUGCUCAGUUGCUUAUCUCUUCCUUGUUCUUAGUCUUACCUCUAAGUGUAUGUUAACUCAAGCAGUUAGACAUCAUGAUAAGGCUGUUACUGUCUGAGAUGCCACCAUGCAAGGUGAACAGGAUUUGAAAAUGAUCGGGAUCCUGCAGGCUGCACACCCAGGGGUCCUUAUUAACAACGAAAUCGUAGAGCCCAACCCACAGCAUGUGGCUGCUUACAAAGAGCUAGUUAAUCAAGCUCCAGAUCUGCAGGGUGUCUCCUUUAUUUGGCACCAGCUCACUUGCUCAGAGUAUGAACAACAGGUGAAAGAGAAAUGCAUAAACAAGAAACUUGACUUCAUACAUAUGAUUCAGAUGCUGUACCGUGUGGAAGAUAUUCCUAAUAUCAUCAAGUUUUUCCACAGUUGCCUCGACCACCAGGCUAAACUCCUGAUCAUAAUUUUGGCAGAAGGUCGGUCUUUGAGGUGACCAUGAGAGGGCUGCAGCAGCCGGCGGAUCUGAUUUGGCUCUGAAAUCGUUUGAGAUGCUGAGCUGGAGGAACAAAGCCAAGCAGGCGGGCAGGAUAACACCGCUCUGCCUUAGCUCCGCUCGCCUUGCUGGGUCAGCGCAUCCUCAGGUCAGUGCCUGCUCCGUCAGCCGCACAGCUUGUCCCAGCUGUGGAUGGAGCAAGCUUGUGGAUAACCACGUAGUAAGCUGCCGUGAGUGCUCUGGGGUGAAAGGAAUGCCUACAAAGACCAGACUGCAUUAUUUCUAAAUAUUAUUUCUAAAUAUAACAGUUGCAGAUUUUAUCCUUAUUUCAAGUUAGUAGAACAUCUAUUUCAAUGACAUAGCAUUACUCUCCUUGCAUGGUAUAGGGGUAAGAGAGAAAGCAGUUAUUUUAUGCUAUCAAUGAAGGACAGUUGGAUUUUUAUUUGGUCUGUAUUCAGUCUUGGGGGCUAAAAGUUUUGCCUUUGUAAGGCACAUUAAGGCUUCUCUACUCAUGAACAUUACUGGGGAUGAAAAUAGUGUAGGAACUGGAAAAUGUAAUAGCAGCUCAUCAAUGAACUGACAAGCUCAGUAAAAUACUGGAGCAUGUAUUGAAAAGAUUAAAGCAAACUUCAACCAGGAAGCAAAAUAUAAAAGUACAGAUGCUGAAAUUCUUUUUCCUUCAAUAUUUGCCUAGAAAAAUUUGCUGAGGUUUGUAUCAGGAAUUAAGAAAAUAUUUGGGCACUCCAUGCAUUUUUCAUGAAUAAUUCAUGAAUAAUUUUUCCAUCAGAGUAAAAUUUUUUCAAGUAUUUGUAUUUUCUUUGCAGGUACAAGAAUAAGCGUAAAGCCAUCCCGUUUAUGCCCUUUAUUUUCAAGCAUUCCAGAGAAAUAUACAGUCAUGAUGAAAGAAAGGUUGAGAAAUUUCAGCUCGAGCAACGAAAAUUUGGGGCAAGUUCUUAAACAUAGAAAAAGGAGAUUUAGAAUCCAAACAGUUCAAAAACCUUAAUGAUGGACAUUUCUCCUGUUAUAAUCAUAUAAAUUAAAAAAGCCUUAUAAAGUGCAGCCUGCUAAGUAGCAAUAGAAAAUCCUGAGUUCUUUAAAUUUUUAUUUUAUUCCUGCAACAUUUCUCAUGUCAGAUAAAUAUUACCUGAAAAAGAAGGAAAUUGCAAUAUCUACAGAAUCUUAGGUGAUGCUGUGAUCACAGUACAGAAGGACUGUCCUGCUUAAAAUGCUUGGACAAAUGUAAAAUUAGCACUUCCCAAUGUCAUUUAAAAAGGAGUAAAACCCCAGCGAAGUCUGAGUUUCAUAAGACCAGGCUCAGAAACACAGCACCAGCAUCAAAGUCAUCCUUUUCUAAAGAGUUGCAAAGUUUCUUUUCUUUUUUCCUUUUUCUUUAACAACAAAUGCAAAAGCUCUAAAUCUUCUCAGCCCUAAGUGCAGGUGGUGUCAGAUGAAGUUAACAGGAGACAAUGCUUUUAGAUGCUUAUAAAAACGUGAUUUUGUGCAUCUCUCUUCCAGGCUGUUAUUCAGUGAUGAAUGUGCAGAGGGUCUUUGUGAUGCCCAAAAAGUGACUGAGGCUCUUUGAUAAUGGCAGAAGGUGGCCUCAGAAGCCCAGCCUGUGCAUCUGAGUUGAGAUGCUCGUAGAUAAGUUCCCUGAGCAGGUCAUGUCAGUAGAUAUAAUGUGUCCUUUAAACUACUCUGGCACCUCAUUUUCUGUCAUUCUCAUUUUUCUGCUGCGGCAUGUCUCUUUCUUUGAGUAAGGGAUGGUUAUUUCUUUACAAUGGAAAUAAAAAUAGUUGACAUAGAAGUGUGGUGUUUUACCUAUUCAGAAUGACCGUGGAAAGUUGCACUCCAGAGUCAGCUUGAAUAGAGUGAACACUAUUAAGUGCCAACAUGAAAAAGACCUCUCAGAGGAGAUAAUGCCUUCACCCAAUUAAUCUUUCCUAAUGAACUUACUCUUUAGAGGUGGGUAGAGCACUUUCAGCAUGAAGUUUGCUUCCUGUGAUCAUUUGUGCCAAUAAAAGUCCUGCGAAAAUGGAUG